Messenger RNA from Hippocampus comes (tiger tail seahorse), 2310 nucleotides. RefSeq names its product kelch-like protein 20. The transcript is spliced from 12 exons. Bases 84 to 1967 code for a protein of 627 amino acids. Gene Ontology annotation, molecular function: protein binding. The record is from RefSeq and is a predicted model, not a curated record. NCBI's taxonomy places the organism in Eukaryota, Metazoa, Chordata, Actinopteri, Syngnathiformes, Syngnathidae.
AGAGUUGUUUACCAACCCCCUAUAAAUAGAACAAGAGUCUACACUCAGUUUUAUCGUUUACCUUGCCGGGAUUAAAAGUGUUUAUGAGCACGGUUGCAGCACGAUUAUGCCUACAGGAUUUCUCGCCAGCGUCGGAAAUGUCUGAGAUUGUGGCAGCCAACUCUCUGAUUGCCAACAUCCAAGAGGAGACCUGCGCCCCAGCUACUCCCGCAUCCCCGUGCAGCGGCGAAGAUUACUUGUUUGUGGAAGCCCGGCACCCCAACACGGUCUUGCAGGGCCUCAACACCCUGCGGCUCGAAAACUCAUUCUGUGAUGUCACACUGUGUUGCGGUGGACAGGAGUUCCCCUGUCACCGCAUCGUGCUGGCCUCCUUCAGCUCUUACUUCCAGGCAAUGUUUACCACUGACCUGAAGGAGUCCAAACAGGAGCGGGUGGCCAUCAAUGGAGUAGAGCCACAGAUGGUUGGCAUGUUGGUGAGCUAUGCCUACACGUCAGAGGUCUACAUUUCCAAAGCAAACGUCCAGGCGCUGCUGGCUGCAGCCAACUUGCUGGACGUGAUGGCCGUGCGCGAGGCCUGCUGCAGCUUCAUGGAGCAUCAGAUGGAUGAGAUCAACUGUGUGGGCAUCCACUGCUUUGCUGAGGCCCACUCCUGUAAGCAGCUGGAGAAACGAAGCAUGGCGUACAUUCUCAAGCAUUUUAGCCGUGUUUGCCAGCAGGAGGAGUUUUUGACAUUGUGUGUGGACAAACUAACUGAAAUCCUUGCCAGUGACCACCUCAACGUGUCCAGAGAGGAAUUGGUGUUUGAGGCCGCCACGCUGUGGUUAAAUAAAUGCCCAACCCGCAAGCAAAGCUUUGAUAAGGUUUUGGAGCACGUCCGCCUGCCCCUCAUCAGCCCUUAUUACCUCCAUGACGUGAUUGAGUCUCUGGAUGUGGUGAAGGAGAACCAGAGCUGCCAGAGACUCAUUUCCGAGGCCAAAGACUACCUGCUGCUGAAGGACCGCCGAAGGGAGCUCUUCUGCUCCCGGGUACGGCCGCGCAGAUCCACAGGGACGUCGGAAGUCAUCAUAACAGUUGGCGGAGAGGACGACAAAGUGGUGCUGCGCAGCGUGGAGAGCUUCGAUCCCGUUACGAAUAAGUGGCGGGAUCAUGCCUGCCUGCCAUUCGCUGUGAGCAAGCAUGGGCUCGUGGUGUCAGACUCCACUCUAUAUUUAGCCGGAGGGGAGUUCCCUGAUGGCUCAGCCAGUAGGGAGAUGUGGCGCUACGACCCGUGCUUUGAGACUUGGAUGGAAAUGGCUCCCAUGAAUACGUCUCGCUCGGAACUCGGCCUGGUGAUGCUGGAUGGAUUUGUUUAUGCCGUGGGGGGCUGGGAAGGUCACUUUCGACUGGCCUCGGUGGAGUGCUACAACCCUCACACCAACUCCUGGCAAUUCACGGGCUCCGUCAAAAUGGCAGUCACAAGUCCCGCCGUUGUGGCGCUGGACGGUCUUCUCUAUGUUACUGGUGGAGCAGUUUUGGAGGAUGGCGAUGGCUCAGAUCACACACAAGUGUACAACCCUAAAACCGCUACUUGGACGGAAGUUUCCCCAAUGCAGAUUCCUCGUUCUGGUUCAGCAGCUUGUACGCUGAAAGGAAAGAUUUAUGUCAUAGGGGGGUGGCACGCCUCGAAGGAAAACACAGACAAGGUUGAGUGUUACAACCCCAAGACUAACCAGUGGACCAUGUGCGCCCCAAUGAAAGAACGACGCUACCGGCCCGGCGCUGCCGUGGUGGAUGGAAAGAUCUACGUCCUAGGAGGAGAGGAAGGAUGGGACAGAUAUCAUGACACAAUCGAGAGGUACUGCGACGAGACCAACACAUGGGAGAUUGUCGGGGAGAUGCCCACCAGUCGAAGCUGGCUCAGCUGCGUAUCACUCUUGCUGAGAAAGGACGAUUUGUCGCACUACUACCCAAGUUUGCCAAACAGCUAAGUGAUGACAUCCGAGAGCAAUGCCUUCCCGCGUCGAUGCGCACCCUCAACAGGAACACAGAACCACCAUGCUCAUAGCUGUAUUUUUGUAUUAUUAGUAGUAUUGUUAUUUAUUUAUUUGAACUCCGUGUAACUGUGAGAGUGACAAGAUGCUGUAUGGGCCAAGAAAUCCAACUGAAUAUUUUUCGUAAGGUACCCAUGCAAAGGAUAAACGUGAGCUGUGCUUUGUAUUAUAAAUGUUUAAGGAUUGUAGUUAUUUCGUGUUAAUUAUUUUUGUAAUUGGUGUCAGUAAAUUUUAAUUAGAAGUGACUUUAAUAAAAUUAUUCAUUAUCUUUUGAAACAGC